CGCUUUUGAUUUGUCAAGUCAAAGGCCAGCAGAAAAAAAAACUACAUUGCAGAUUAUAAUAUUACUCUGUACAUACUACUACACAUUCAUUGAGAAGCACCGAAUAUACAUCAGGACCAUUACAGCAGUUGAAAACUGUAAUUAACUGACAUCAGCAUCAGAAUUUGAAGUCAGAAUCUCGCGACAUUGUUGUACGUUAUAUUGAUUUCGUAUUCGUUCGACACGAAGAUUAAGAAAACACAGCGAUUCUUUUGACAACCAGCAAUAAAGAAGCCUGGAACAAUGCUAUGUGCCGAAGAAACAAGUGGCGGUGAUCUGGACAGCUCGAUAGAUCCGGCAGUAUCGUCACUGUGUCGCUGGAUCAGUCCUCAAACCUGUCUGCUAUGUGACAAAAAGAGAGCAACCUCUUCAUCUGGUAUUUCAUCGGGACAGAAUAGUGACGAAAAAGACAAGGGAACUACAAUUCUGCUCAAUACGCCUUGUUGGAUCUGCCCCGAGUGUAGAGGGGAAACUUGCGAGGAGGAGGGCAUCGGACCAAGUGGGGAAAGGGACGAAGGGGGACUAGGAGGGGGCAUAAUGGGACUUGGGAGUGUGUUGCGGCAUACGGGACACCCUAGGGAUCUCUUGGAUCUCUCGAUGUCUCUUUGUAGUGUGCAGAGUAGCGAACACAACGAGGAUGAGGAUGACGAACCUCUUUCGUUGCCGCCACAUAACUACCAUUCAAUUGAUGCUGGGUUGUACGGGCUUGAAGACGACGACACUGGUAGUGUGUGUGAAAAUGACAAUGAUGCUGAUCUCUACCCGAUCGGAGGAGUGGAGAAUGAGAAAGCAUGUAACUGCAAUUCAUGCGAGAGACUGAGACAGUUGGAAAACGUGAGUAAAAUGAGAGCGGAAGAGUUGGACCGAAGUUGGGUGGAAUUGAGGGAUAGUGUGAGAAGUAUAUACAGGUCGCAGUCUAUAUACUCUCAGUCUCAGUUGGAAGGUAUCAGCAAGCCACCGCCUCCACACCAGCAUCAAUUCAGAUUGCGCGAAAUGGCCACCAAAUUGAGUAGCAGUGAUGCCCACCUAUUGUUCCGACGUCUGGAGGCACAAGCUAUCGAAUACGUGGUCGAAGUCAAGGCCAGACUCCUGCAUCGACUGACAACUCACCCAUUCCCCUCUCACAACACUUCUGGUGGGGGCAGUAGUAAUAAUAGUGGGGGGUCUGGAAGUGGAAGGAGUUGGACCCCCUCGUGGUGUGUGGAUUUUGUGGAGAGUAUGUUGAACGAGUUUACCUCCGUUGGACAGAGUGCUAGCAGUAUAUCGGAGAUCAUCGCACACUUGGAACAGGAGCACCUGUCGCUGUUCAAGAUGACGUGGGCAAUGCACAACCGGAAUCUGUUCCGCACUCUGUGUUGGGAGGAGCCCCUUCUGAGGAGGAGUCUCAAACCCAUGCUGCAGGGACUCACCGAGGGCUGCAGCGGCUGUGCAGUCUACCCCAGGGAGAAAUACAUCUCCAUAUACAAACAAUAUGUGGAGUUCUCGGAGGAGAUGACUGUAAUGGGAGUUGUGUGGGGAGAAACGGAGGCGCUGCUGGAUAUGUUCGAGCACAGUCUCUCCGCCAGCCAAGUGAGGACCACCAAUCUCAGUCAGGAGAUGGACACGUUCCAGAGAGACAAGUUCCUCUGGCAUCAACAGAUAAGUCGCUUUAGCAACAGCAAAGCUUUCAUGAGUCUGUACACUUCCAUCCUGGCGGAAGAGGCCGAUCACCACCAAAGGGCUCUCUCCCUCCUUACCCAACCCCCUCCCCCACCCCCUCAAUUUACCCUCUCAAACUCAAGAGCACCUGCCCAGAGACAAAACAACGCCGACGAUGCUUUGAGAAGAUCAUCAGCGUUGUCUGGAAACGAAAGAAGAAACUUUGGAAAUUUUGACAGGCCAUUGCGAAUGGCACCGAGUAAUCUGGAAACGUCCGAGAGCCAGUCGCACGUAGAGGUUGAGGAAGAUGAAGAGGAUCUGGAGGUCGGCAAUGUUCUGAUGGCGAACCAAUCACUACGACCUAGGAUCACGGCAUGUCUGGAGGCGAUUAGGCCGCCCAGUGUUUCAAGUAGUACUGACUCGGACUCGGAUCUAGACGGGUCACACAAUGAGGAUCCGAAGAUAAACUCGCCCAGGACAAGAAUACUAGACAGGCCUCGGCCGCAUUUGUCUAUGGAUCCGUUCAUUGACUUUCCGGAAGAGCUAGAGAAUUAUGGCGAUUUCGAUAUCACAAACAAGGCAGAGAAGAAACAGAAAUCUCAAACAGAGGUAUCGGGAAAUCCAACUGGAGCUGGUGGAGAUGCUGGAGUAGAUUUGGAUCGAGAGAAAAGACGGAGUGAGAGGGAGAGAGAAGUUGAGAGAAGACUCUGUACUCAACUCACUCCCAGAGCCUCUACCAAGAGCUCGAAGUCUCCGCAGUCUUACAAAAGUAAUACUAAUGGAAAGGAUAUCAGAAGAGAAGAUACAGAUGUUGAGAUUGCUAUUAGAGAAGAACGAAAAAAGAUGGAGUACGUGGCCAGGUGUAACAUGACAAUGGAGGAGAGGGUGGCCACUAUCAAAGAAAUCAUGAGUGACCUCCAGGAAGCCACUGUGGCCAUACAUAAUGUGCAGCAGGAGGAGGAGGAAGUGGAGACAGAAGGACAGAUGAUGAUGGAGGAAGAGGAAAAUAAAGAAAACAGGUGUAGAAGAGAAUUAUCCGAAGCAGGAACUGAGGAGAAAGAGAGAUGUGAAGGUGAAGAGGAUAUCCAUAAGGAGAGUGUUGAUGACACGUGUGAGUGUCCGGUCUGCAGAGCCAGAGGACUGCCUGCCGAGGAUCUCUUCUCAUCAUCCUCCUCGUCCUCCUCUUCUUCUUUCUGUGGAGACAACCCACAUGCGCGGAGUGUAAUGGGAAUAAAUGCGGUGACUAUGGACUUGAUGAGUGGGGAUGUUGAUGACAUGAAUGACUAUGGAAGUGGAGAUGAUACUCUUCUGAUGAGCAAUAAUCCAUUUCUACUCGAACCAGAGACUGAAGUGGACGUAUUUGGUUCUCGUCGACUUGUGUUCCCUCCUUUCGUGCCUCCCCCUCCGCCCUCAUCCAUCCGAUUUAGACCCCCUCUGCCCACUUGUCUGCCCCCGAUGCACGACUUUGAAGACUCUAACGAAGGAGUCGAUGACGAUUUCGAAGACCUGACGCCGUAUGUAUAUGCCGCAAAAAAUGAAGCAUCUUCAGGUGAAAUUGCAGACGAUGACGAUAGGAAAGAGAAAGUGACAACUGAUGAUAAGGCAAAGGAUCAAGAGAAAAAGAAAACGGCUUCUCUGGGAUUGGAUCCCAGUUGGAGAAAGAAGUUAGACAGUAGCAUUGCGGACAUCAAUAACAUCCUGCAGAGUCUGUGUGCGGAGGCAGAAGAUACUACCGAGGAGAACAGGGGUUCGAACCCAUCAGAGUCCAUUACUUCUGCGAAGACAGAGAGUAAAGGAGUGAAGCAACAUGAAAGGAGUGAAGGCGAAGAUAAUGGGAAGAAAAAAGAUGAUGAUGAGGAAGAAAAUGAAGACGAGGAGGAGGGUUUGGACGAUAGUCUGCAGCGGGAUCAGGAGGCACUGCGAAAGUCUCUGAAGGAGUACCUGGAACAAAUGCAGGCCAAAAAGCUGGAGAUAGAGAGCAAGUGUUACGAGAAGAUCGAGAAACGGGAAGCUGCUAAAAGAGCGGAGGCGAAAGCCAACGCUCAAAGUUCAGCCAAAGGAGUGCAGGAUCUGACUUCAACGGGUAGAGGAUCCAAAGGGUCUUUGCAUGACCAUAGAGAUGAGAGUGUUAACGGGAAUUCAGGUUCAUUCCGAAUGCCCAUCGGGGAUGUCGACUGUACUUCAGAGGCAAGUGGGGCGGAUAGUGACUCUCUAAACAGUUCCUUCAACACUAUAACUACAACUCCAGUAUCAACAACGACAACAAAAGUAAAUAAAACAGAUGCAUCAAGAGGUAAAGGACAUCAGAAUGGAUCAGAUGUGAAAGAAGAGAAGUUGAAGGAGCAGCCGGUAGCAUCGAGAGAAGCAUCGAAGCAAGGUGGAACUAAGAAAGAAUCAGUUGGAACUGUUCGGAAAGGACCAGUGAACUCCGAUGAGGUCGUCUCCAUGGCGCAGAAAAUAGUACACAAAUUCAACAGCUCACAGUCUGCGUCUUCCAAAGAUGAGCGUGUCAAGAAAACUACCAACAAAAAUGAUUCGGCAGAGAGCGAGGGAGUUCGAUCCCAAGUCGUGUCUGAAAAAGAGGCAAAGGGACCCAAUGAGAAACAGUUAAAUGUCAGUGUCAAGGUCACUAACAGGUCUUCAUCUGCUCAGGGUCAAAACCAGUCUCAGAGUGGUAAUGUAGGGGUAUCUUCGACAACGUCGACUGUGUCAGUUUGUGUCAAAGGAGCAAAGACUACGACUUCGACAUCAGUUUCGUCUUCUUCGACGUCAUCGUCUUCGUUCAACAUGCUGAAGAAAGGUUUUCUCAACAACUUACCCAGUAAGAAGCAAACAAGCAGUAGAAGCAAUGCUCAGCAGGAGUGUAACUCGGCUUCAACGAAUGCUGCGGCUUCAGAAAAGACCAAAAAACAGUCUGGCAGCCAAGGUCAAAAAGAUGAUGUUGGUAAAAAGCACAGCUCAAAAGAAUGCAAAGAGAAGACAGUUGGAUCAGAAAGUAAAAAGUCAACUGAGCACAGACCAGAGUCGUCAUCGUAUGUCUCUCUAAGUGAAGAUGACAAGACGACCACAAGUGUCAGCAGCUCCGCCAAGGCCAUCUCUCUCACAUACAUUAAGACUGGCAACAAUAACACUAGCAGCGGCAGCUUCACACAAAAGUCAACUCCAGCAGGUCAAAAGGUGCCCUCAAAUGACACCCAGUCUAGUACUUCCACGGUGGCAGAGGUCAAGGUCAGUUGCACGUCCGAUAGCGCUGUCGGAUCGGCAACUACGCCUCAUUCUCACAACACCACUCAAACCCACUCUCACUCCAGUGUCUCGGAAGGACAUAAGGGUCAUGCAUCUGGGGCGAAUGGGGGAGGUGUGUUGAGUAAUGGGUGCAAAAAUACGGACAAGUGUCAUUGCUUCCUAGCUGGAAAUACGACGUGUAGUGGCGGGGGUCCGGCUACGCGGAGUCGAGAGGACGACUUAAGAGAGAAGUUGAGGAAGAAAUUGGACGGCAGACGAGGCACCCCGGACCGAAAAGGACUACAACAGCAACAAAUCAAAAACAGCAACAACAAUAGUCCGGAUCAUAUAGCGCACAAGUCUUGUGCUAAUAACGGACAUCAUGCUUCUGGUAGUUGCACUAAUAAUGGACUAGAUGCGACUGAAGAAAAGAAGGCGCAAAGAGCAGGCGAAGGAUGCGAGGCUUCGAAGAAGUAUGAAAAGAUAGACCAAGAUGAAGACGAAAACAAAAAGCGAAGCGGAAAAGGAAAAGAUAAACUUGAGAACGAGAACGGAGAAAAUGAUGCAGCUUCGAGUGUUCUGAAUGUCCAGGACAUGUCAGUUGAUUCUCUGGCAGCAUACAUUGAGGGUGUGGAGGCUUCAAGAGGUGGUAACUCCUCGACAUCGUCGGCAGGAGCUUCCAAGAAGAGCAAGAACUCCAAGCGCAAGAAACACAAGCUGCUGAAUGAGUCAUCCACCAAUGCUUUGGGGACUUCAGGGUCUUCAGAAAGUGGGAAGGGAUCAGUUGGGGCUCAGACACAGGAUAUGAAAAGUGGAAAUAAAAGUGGGAAAAGACAGAAGCAGAACUCAAUCGGAGCAUCACUAGAUGCAGACGAGAUCUUCCGCCCGAAGGAUGACUUGGAAGGUCUGGACGAAGGAGAGAAAGAACUGGAACUGUUCAAACGCAGACUCUGCAUGGACAGUAGCAACGAUAACAACACUCCAGUGGCGAAACCACGUGCCAAAAUACGACUGGACUUGUCUCAUAUGUCGCAGGCACUGGGAAGCAAUUUGUACCAGCAUUGAACUUCACUGGCUGCGAAUUUUAAAACUAGCACUGAUCAGGGAAGAGUUUAAGAUACAAAUGUUUAGCAAAAUUGUGCAUAUAUGAGAUACGAGUGUAAACAAAUUAUGUUAUCAGGAUUCGGCAUUUAUUUAUGACAUAACCAAAUAUCACCAAAACUAGCAAAUAUGUUUUCAUCCAAUGAGGCAUUUGUAAAUUGACGCAAAUAUUAUGUAACAUAUACCAUUUUUAAAAAGUGUUUUUAAAAGACUGCCAUGUUUGAACGAAUCAAAAGGGCCAUUUCAUUUUGUGCUAGUCAUGUUCAGAAAUCAGAAAGAAGUUUAUUUUUAUUUUUAA
Symsagittifera roscoffensis is the source of this 6301-nucleotide messenger RNA. Its product is annotated as WASH complex subunit 2-like. The record is from RefSeq and is a predicted model, not a curated record. Bases 283 to 5967 code for a protein of 1894 amino acids. Gene Ontology annotation, cellular component: cytoplasm; nucleus. NCBI's taxonomy places the organism in Eukaryota, Metazoa, Xenacoelomorpha, Acoela, Convolutidae. The transcript is spliced from 22 exons.